AUGAAGGAUUUUUGUGAAACGAUCGCAAUGAACGAUUUGAGUUUGACAUUUUCUGAUGACAUUCUUAGUCCGUUUUCGGAUCAAAAGACUUUGAGUGAGCUAAACGACUCACCUGACUUCUGCGAUGAUUUUGGGUUCGAUCCUUCUAUUACAUUGUUCAACUUUAACGACGAUGUUAUUAUGAAUGACUAUCUGUUCUCACGUGACACUGGCUUUGGUUGUGGUGAUCAAAAUGAUGGACAAAACUUCGACACAGUCGUUCUGAAUUCAUUGAAAAAGGAGUCCUCUGAAUUAAAAGAUUUCGAUUCUUUUUUCUCAUGCCAAGUGGAUAGUGACACUGACAGCAGAAAACGUCGACCGCUGCCUCAUGUUGAAGAGGCGUUUGGGUAUAAAAUCACCAAAAACAAAAAUAUUAAAAAUGGCUCCUGUGGAAGCAGGUACGGUGUUAAUACACAUUUUCCUCCUGAAAUAAAUACAUCUUGCUCUGCGACAAACAAUGUAAACUGUUUAUGUGAUCAAACAUUUGAACACGGUAAUUGUCUUCAUUACGAUAGAAGUAGUACAAAUAGUAGUUGUUCUGGUCUAAGUGAAUUUAGUAAUAGUGAGCCCAGUGACUGGGAAUCGCCCAAAGACAGCAAUAAAGAUAUGGUUGUGUUAGGUGUAGAUAUUUCCAAUCUGAUGCAUGACUACGCAAUGAAAUCCUUGCCAGACGAAGCGUCUUGUGCCAUUGUCACCAAACAAAGAUCCGUUAGUUCUAGAAACAGCAUCUAUGCACACGAAACUUUUCAAUAUUUGUCAAAUCCAGGAGCUCAACAGCCAUGUUUUUACGCGUCUUCGUCAUCUACACCAGCAUCUUUACUGUCAUCCUCAAGUCACUACAUACCAGCUGGCACCUCUCUGCUUCGUAAGUCAAAUGUCUUGGUUAACAGAACCAAAGUCAACUCCAACAAUAAGUUGCCCCACGGGGUCGGUCCUCGUAUGACCUCAACUGGCAUUGACCCUAUGCUCAGCACCUACCAAAUCCAAGGCCAUCCGCAAUCGCCGUCCAGCAGUCCUUGCUCUUUAGACAGUUCAGGAAGCUAUUCAAGUUCAUCGUCUUCAUCCCCUUCUUCGGCCUCAUCACCAAGCAUAUCAGGCCAAGGCAGCAAGACGGAGGAGAAGAUCUACCCAUGCACCUACAAUGACUGUAACAAGGUCUACAGCAAAAGCUCUCAUUUGAAAUCCCACUUACGAAGACAUACGGGAGAGAAACCCUUUCACUGUUCAUGGCCUGACUGCGGCUGGAAGUUCUCCAGAUCGGAUGAACUCGCUCGCCACAAGCGGUCUCAUUCAGGGGUCAAACCCUAUAAAUGUGAUAUCUGCACUAAAUGUUUUAGUCGGUCCGACCAUUUGGCCAAACACAGGAAGGUUCAUAGAAAAAAUAGAUAG
Molecule: messenger RNA, 1428 nt
Organism: Candidula unifasciata
Lineage: Eukaryota; Metazoa; Mollusca; Gastropoda; Stylommatophora; Geomitridae
Source: the annotation of a GenBank genome assembly